AUGAAUGGAUGGAUGCAACAAGAGCAGUAUUUGCAUCCCGCUUACGCAUCUCAUGUGACCCCGUACCAGUUGACGUUGAAGGGAGAGGUGGAGGAGGAGCACACCGAGAGCAAAUCCGAGCUGGAGGCUCUUCUGCUGCCUCACCAGAACUCGGAGAAGGCCGUCUGCUACGACUUGUCGGUCUUGUUGACGUCUGGGUGGGGCUCUUCUGUCCUUGGAGCCGCCGACGGGCCCACCAGCGUGCUAGAGCCUGGGGCCCAUUUCGCCGGCCGAGGCUUCCCAGAGCGGCGGACUCGUUAA
Protopolystoma xenopodis is the source of this 300-nucleotide messenger RNA. The record is from the annotation of a GenBank genome assembly. NCBI's taxonomy places the organism in Eukaryota, Metazoa, Platyhelminthes, Monogenea, Polystomatidea, Polystomatidae.